ACUGCAGGAGCCGUGCUGUUCCUUCCAAUGGAUCUUUUCUUCUUCUUCCUCCUCAUCUUUGAUGUGGCCAGAUGUGAAGAGGAGGAUGCUAUUCCGGAGCUCGGCUCCCAGGAGGAGCAUCUCAGCACCUUGCCGAGGUCGAAAGCAGCCUUGGUCUAUUUUCGGAAGGACACAUCUCCGUCGGCUGAGAUUUUCUUGGAACAGCUAGAAAACUCCGUCGAAGCCCUCCGAGAUUACGGAAUUUCAGUCUUAAAGGUGAACUGCCACAAAGAAGGGGAAGCCUCACGUUACUGUAGAGAAGACAAUUCGAUAGGGAAAGCGUACCUGUUCAGGGGCCACGUGCUGCUUCGGGAGCUGCCUACGGAUGCCUUGUUCAGCGUGGAUGCCAUUGUGGCCAAUGUCCUCUUCGCCCUCCUCUUCAACGAAGUCAAGUAUCUGCGGACCCUGGAAGACCUCCAGAAGCUGGAAGGCUCCUUAAAGGGCCAGUCAGAUCUGGUGUUUGCUUAUGUCCAAGCAAUUGGGACGGCAGAACACAGAGUUGUGAUGGAGGCAGCUUUUGUCUAUGGUUCGUUCAAGUUUGCCUUAACCACCGAAGUGGCCCUUCUGAGGAGCAUCCGCAGUGGAGAGCCCGAAGUCCCCUCUUCGCAGCUCUUUUUCUGCCAUUGUGCCGUGCAAACGGAUCCCUCCCAGCCGUGCCGAAGGACCCGGAUGGAGUGGCCGCUGACGACGUUAACCGUCCACAAGUUCCUGAAGCUGAUGCGGGAACCCCUCAUGCCAGAAAUAUCUGUGAGAAACCUGCCAGAGCUUUUCCAGCUAGAGAAACCCUUGCUCAUCAUGUUCAGCGAUGGGGCAUUGAGCGAAAGGGACGAAGCGGAAAUGAGGCGUUUGGCUGAAGAAGAGAUGGACGAAUCCUUUGUGACCUGCUGGCUGAACCUUAAGAACACACCUGUCGGUCGAGGAAUAUUGAGGGCCUAUUUUGGAAGCUCCAUCCCUCCUCUUCCGCUCCUCCUCUGGAUCAAUCUCCAUUCCGGGGGCCAAGUGUUCGCCUUCCCAUCCGAUCGAUCCCUUUCGGUAGCCAGUGUCCAAACGUGGAUCAAGGAGCUGAAGGCCGGCCAGGAAAUCCCAAGCGCUGUGCUGUCUGAAGAAGACUGGAAGCCCCGCCUCCCCGCCUACGACUUCCUGAGCAAGAUGGGACCCGCGCUGCCCGAAUUCACCAUUUACAGCGGGAGGACGACUGUAGGCAACGUCCCAGGAGAGGUGGACGUCCUAGGAGACAAAAAGGAAGGAGUGAAGAAGGAGUCCAUGGAAGGAGGAGCUCCGGAGGCCGAAGGGGAGAAGAGGCUGCUGUCCAGGGGUGACCUCCGAGGGACGGUCCCACGCCUGGCCUCCCGGGAGAAGCCCCCCAAGCGCCACACAGAGCUAUGAUCCUCACUUAUUUUUUUGUCGUGUCAGAGCAGCCAGUCCAUUAUAUUACAUUUCUAACAGAACAAAGCAAACAAACAGAAAAAUACACAACUUGUGAGUUUGGUAGCUGGUUAAAUGUCCUUUGACCAGUAUCUGGCCCCUUGGAGUGCUUCCGGUGUUGCUGCAAGAAGG
Molecule: messenger RNA, 1596 nt
Organism: Anolis sagrei ordinatus
Lineage: Eukaryota; Metazoa; Chordata; Lepidosauria; Squamata; Anolidae
Source: RefSeq, a predicted model, not a curated record